Molecule: messenger RNA, 1047 nt
Organism: Apiotrichum porosum
Lineage: Eukaryota; Fungi; Basidiomycota; Tremellomycetes; Trichosporonales; Trichosporonaceae
Exons: 1
Coding region: 1-1047 (348 amino acids)
Source: RefSeq, a predicted model, not a curated record
AUGACCACGCCCGCACCUCCUGCCCCCACCCUGCCAGCACUCGACCACGCGUCCUUUCCGCACAUCUUCGACGCGAUCAUCAAACAUGCGUCGUGUUCCGACUUGGGCACAAUGCGGUGCACUUCGACCCACGUCCAGAAACUAGCAGAACUGGAGCUUGGUGCACGCAUACGCCACCUCGCCCUUGGCAACAGUGACGAUUUGCACUCCACAAUGGCGAUCCCCCACUCGUUCACGCUCCACUGCUCCACAGGGUGUCGGGGCCCGUGCAGACAGGACCGCUACCCAUUGCCCCCACGCAACUCCUCGCUCAGCAAGCGUCUCGUCCACCAAGUCCGAACAGUGGACGUCAACCCGCGCACGACGACAGCCUCCAUCGAGCAACUCUCCAACGACCUGUCAUGCGCCGAAAUCGAGCUCGAGAUCGUCCGACUCAGUCUGGGGCACAGUCCACGACACAGCCUCUCGCACGAGGUCCUCCUCCCUCUUGUCGCAAAGACUUACAUCCUCUUUGUGAUCGCAUGUGGCGCGAAAGGCAUCCCGAUACAACCAUGGCCGCUGCUGCCUGUCGGUGUGCGCAAGGUCGUCAUUUGUGUGCAGUUCCCCGUCGGCCGCCGCUGGAUGUGGCACCGCGGGACCCUGUUUGUCAAUCUCCCGCUGCCGUUUACCGUCAAGGAGGUGGUUGUCAUCUUUCGACCGCGGAGCGCCUAUGUGGAGGACAAUCAGGCGGCAGUGUCGACUGAGAUUACACUCGGCGACCUGGUCAACAAUCUCGUGACAGCUAUGAGCGAUAACACGCCGACUGUAUCGUACACCCUUGUGGGCGUCCACAACGUACCCCCAUCGGCAUUGGGACUUCUCGGGCCCUCGCCCAAAGGACUGGGGUAUGCGAGUUCACUCAUCGCGCGUGUGGCUGAGAACAAGGAGAUGUGGGGUCACGCGGCCAGUGAAAUCGACAAGGCGACGAGUAUGAUUCGGUUCUGUACGAGUGAAGAGUAUCGUGCAGAGGUUGGGGACAAGCAGUUUAUGAUUGAGACGACCUCGUAA